Molecule: messenger RNA, 1957 nt
Organism: Loxodonta africana (African savanna elephant)
Lineage: Eukaryota; Metazoa; Chordata; Mammalia; Proboscidea; Elephantidae
Gene: RBM46
Product: RNA binding motif protein 46
Exons: 4
Coding region: 356-1957 (533 amino acids)
Cellular component (GO): nucleus
Molecular function (GO): mRNA binding
Source: RefSeq, a predicted model, not a curated record
GUAUACUUUUUUCUUACUCCCUCUUCUUUUUUCUUAGCUCCCUUUCACAUAUUUUUGUUUUCUCACUCUUGUCUUAGUUGUUUCUUUCUCUUUUUUACUUUUACCUCCUCUUCUUGUAGCUUAGGUCUUCUAAAGGUACUGUUUAAUCAAUCAGUUUAAUCACUAAGUUUCCAGCAUCUAUCACAGGGAGGAGAGUUGGGGGCAGAACAUGAAAGGGAUAAUGAAGAGUAAUCACCAAACAUGCAGCCACAACUGUUCUUGGUUUCUUGCAACCCAAAGAAAUGCCUUGUAGAUUCUAGGUGCUUCAUGUCAUAAGAUUAAGCUGUUUUUGAACUUUGUCUUAGGAACUGCAGCCAUGAAUGAAGAAAAUAUAGAUGGAACAAAUGGAUGCAGUAAGGUUCGAACUGGUACUCAGAAUGAAGCCGCAUUACUUGCUUUGAUGGAAAAGACUGGCUACAACAUGGUUCAAGAAAAUGGACAAAGAAAAUUUGGUGGUCCUCCCCCAGGUUGGGAAGGUCCACCUCCACCUAGAGGUUGUGAAGUUUUUGUAGGAAAAAUACCUCGUGACAUGUAUGAAGAUGAAUUAGUGCCUGUAUUUGAAAGAGCUGGGAAGAUAUAUGAGUUUCGGCUUAUGAUGGAGUUCAGUGGUGAAAAUCGAGGUUAUGCUUUUGUGAUGUAUACCACAAAAGAAGAAGCCCAGUUAGCCAUCAGAAUUCUUAAUAAUUAUGAGAUUCGACCAGGGAAGUUCAUUGGUGUAUGUGUAAGCUUGGAUAAUUGCAGAUUAUUUAUUGGAGCUAUUCCCAAGGAAAAGAAGAAAGAAGAAAUUUUGGAUGAAAUGAAGAAAGUUACAGAAGGAGUUGUAGAUGUUAUUGUUUAUCCAAGUGCAACUGACAAGACCAAAAAUCGUGGUUUUGCAUUUGUUGAAUAUGAAUCUCACAGAGCUGCUGCUAUGGCUAGGAGAAAACUAAUUCCAGGAACAUUCCAACUCUGGGGCCAUACCAUUCAGGUAGAUUGGGCUGAUCCAGAGAAGGAGGUUGAUGAGGAAACCAUGCAAAGAGUUAAAGUUCUCUAUGUAAGAAAUUUAAUGAUCUCAACUACAGAGGAAACAAUUAAAGCAGAGUUUAAUAAAUUCAAGCCUGGUGCAGUUGAACGAGUAAAGAAACUUAGAGAUUAUGCUUUUGUUCACUUUUUCAAUCGAGAAGAUGCAGUGGCUGCUAUGUCUAUUAUGAAUGGAAAAUGCAUUGAUGGAGCAAGUAUUGAGGUAACACUGGCAAAACCAGUAAAUAAAGAAAACACUUGGAGACAGCAUCUUAAUGGUCAGAUUAGCCCUAAUUCCGAAAACCUGCUUGUGUUUGCUAACAAAGAAGAGAGCCACCCAAAAACUCUAGGCAAGCCACCAACUCUUCCAGCUCGUCUCAAUGGUCAGCAUAGCCCAAGCCCUCCUGAAGUUGAAAGAUGCACUUACCCAUUUUUUCCUGGAACAAAGCUUACUCCGAUUAGUAUGUAUUCUUUAAAAUCCAAUCAUUUCAAUUCUGCAGUAAUGCAUUUGGAUUAUUACUGCAAUAAGAAUAAUUGGGCACCACCAGAAUAUUACUUAUAUUCAACAACAAGUCAAGAUGGGAAAGUACUCUUAGUAUAUAAAAUAGUGAUUCCCGCUAUUGCAAAUGGAUCCCAGAGUUACUUUAUGCCAGACAAACUCUGUACUACGUUAGAAGAUGCAAAAGAACUGGCAGCCCAGUUUACAUUGCUUCAUUUGGACUACAAUUUUCGUCGCAGCUCAAUAAAUAGUCUUUCCCCUGUUAGUGCUACCCUCUCUUCUGGGACUCCCAGCGUGCUUCCUUAUACUUCAAGGCCUUAUUCUUAUUCAAGCUAUCCCUUGUCACCAACAAUAUCAUUUGCUAAUGGCAGCCAUGUUGGACAGCGACUAUAUAUCUCCAAUCAGGCCUCAUUCUUCUGA